This is a messenger RNA of Pezoporus occidentalis (night parrot), 1466 nucleotides long. Its product is annotated as fatty acid-binding protein, liver. Gene Ontology annotation, molecular function: fatty acid binding. Gene Ontology annotation, cellular component: cytosol; nucleus. The record is from RefSeq and is a predicted model, not a curated record. Lineage: Eukaryota; Metazoa; Chordata; Aves; Psittaciformes; Psittacidae. The coding region runs from base 85 to 465 and encodes 126 amino acids. Gene Ontology annotation, biological process: fatty acid transport. The transcript is spliced from 4 exons.
UUCCAUAAAUAGCAUCUGGAUGACCAGGGAGAGCCCUCACUUUCCUGCCAGCACCACCACCCCAAGCUGUGUCAUACAUCCAUAAUGGCAUUCAAUGGAACCUGGCAGGUCUAUGCUCAAGAAAACUACGAAGAGUUUCUGAAAGCUCUUGCAUUGCCAGAUGACCUUAUCAAACUUGCCAGAGAUAUUAAACCUGUUGUUGAAAUACAACAAAAAGGAGAGGAUUUUGUUGUGACAUCAAAGACACCCAAGCAAUCUGUAACUAACUCGUUUACACUUGGAAAAGAGGCUGAUAUUACUACCAUGGAUGGCAGAAAGCUAAAGUGCACUGUGAACAUGGUAAAUGGGAAGCUCGUGUGCAAGUCAGACAAAUUCCAUCAUGAGCAAGAAAUUAAAGGAGGUGAAAUGGUGGAGACUAUGACUUAUGGUGGAGUAACGCUUGUCAGAAGAAGCAAGAGGGUUUAAAGCCAGAUCACUUUCUUUGUGACAUCUUUACAUACCUAAAGUGCCGCUUCCAAAAGGUGUGAUCUUCAUUAUGUGACAAAAUAGAACGGAAAAUAACUGUGACUUCUACUCUCCUUUCACACACACACCAAUUCCCAUAAUUCCCAUAAUUGUAAGACUGUAUUUUCCCCCUGAGUACACUUCUGCACUCCAAGUGACAGAAGUCUGCCUCCCAGACAACCAAACCUGGAUGUUAACUGGAACACUGUGAUUUAUCAGAAUGAUCCUUGGGAGUGGACAAAAGCUGACAGAAAUGCCUCGAUUUUUUACAUGCUCAAUUAACACAUUUAGCUUUAGUUUCUUUGUCUAAUAAAGUUUCAUCUUCUACUAAAACCCUUUCUCUGUAUCUAGCCAGCAAAGAAAAAUUAGACCUUGGUUUAGCUGAUCUGUAACAGAAAUAGAAACAGUAAUAUUUUAAAAGCAAUGAAGUAUUUAACAGUCAUAAAAGUAAUAAUAGGAACGACUGCUCUUAAACUGAAGUACACCAGAGUACAAUUAAACAAAAAUGAGGCACCACAAGAGCAAAGGGAAUAAAACACUCUUCCAAUUUGCAGAAUAAAUUAAAUUCAAUGGAGUUACACAUAACAAGAUCAGAACAGAAGCCAAGCCACUGGUAAAACUCGGGAGAAGGCUGCUUUAAAGCACUGGUACUACAGAAAGCCAUGUAAGAGCUUGAAACACCUCUGUUUGGCAGUUGCUUGGUAACUGCUGCCAACUACACACUGAAACACGACAAAACAGCACUGUUGUCCAACAGCAAACCCAGAGAACACUGCAGGUCUUCAAUGAUCAAAUCCUGAAUCGGUUAAGUGUAGGCUACAAAGUACAAGAUGCUCAGGUUUAUUUCUAAACCAAUACAGAGACAAUGCAUUUCCCUGAAGACCACACUAGUAAAGCCUGUUACAAGUAUUUGCUUUGAUGCAUUAUAACGGGAAUAAAACAGGAAUGAUGUUAAAUCAAAA